This is a messenger RNA of Drosophila takahashii, 887 nucleotides long. RefSeq names its product tRNA-specific adenosine deaminase 2. Gene Ontology annotation, molecular function: tRNA-specific adenosine-34 deaminase activity. Gene Ontology annotation, biological process: tRNA wobble adenosine to inosine editing. Lineage: Eukaryota; Metazoa; Arthropoda; Insecta; Diptera; Drosophilidae. Gene Ontology annotation, cellular component: nucleus; cytoplasm. The record is from RefSeq and is a predicted model, not a curated record.
CCGCCAGAGUGAGAGCUGUCCCGAAGUCGCCUUUUGUUUUUGUUGACCUGGUCAUCUGGGGAGUGCGGCUUUUCCGAGUUUAUUUCCAUGCCAAAUGGCCGCCUUUAUGGAGGAAGCUCUGGUGGAGGCACGACGGGCACGUGACGCAGGCGAGGUGCCCGUGGGCUGUGUGUUCGUUCAUGGGGACAAGGUGGUUGCACGUGGCGGGAACGAGGUGAACAUCCACCGGAAUGCCACCCGUCACGCGGAGUUCAUUUGCAUCGAUGCGAUCCUGGCCAGCUGCCGCGAGCGGCGUCUUCCGGCCCGCCAGCUCUUCAGCGAGAUCACGGUCGUGGUCACCGUGGAGCCCUGCAUAAUGUGCUCCGCCGCCCUGCAUACGCUGGGUGUCAAGGAGAUCAUCUUCGGCUGCGAGAACGAUCGCUUCGGUGGCAAGACGGUGGUGGACGUGGCGGCCGUCGUUGGCCAAAGGAUCGACAUCACGGGCGGCGUUCGAGCGGACGAGGCGAUGGCCCUGCUAAAGGAGUUCUACAAGGGCGACAAUCCGGCGGCACCGCCACAGGCCAAAAAGAAAAAGUAGGAUGAGUCAACUACUUUCGGGUAAAUGGGGAGCAGUAAUAGAGUUACCAAACAAUCCCCAAGAAAAGAGGGAAAGUCAACAAUCAUUGGAACUUGGAACUUUCGAGAACAAAGCCUCAAGAAGAGAAGGUUGUUACCAACUGAAUUAAAUCAAGAUAAUGAAGUAUAGAAGCAGGUAAAACGAUGUAUUUUCCGACCGAAAGAUUCCCUGUAACCAAGAAAUUCCUGAAAUUAUUUACAUAUUUUAAAAGAGUAAGAAAAGUAUUCCGCUAUGAAAUGGAGGCAGAACUUUUUAAAGUAAAAAUAGUUAG